CCGACUGUGCAAAUUUGACGGAUAAAGUUUUUUCGAAGUGGAAGCGACGAGGAUCUCCCGUAUCGUAUCGGAUCUGUCCGUGCACUUUUAAUGGUUUUAUUCAUUGAAAAUUUUACCAUUUUGUGUCCGCGAUGAACUUCAGCCUGAUCUGUAGGUUGUGUACCGAACCGCGGCCCCGAUUGCGGUCAAUAUUUGAAAGCCAUCCGCAGGGAUCGAUCAACCUACUUUUCGAGGAAAUUUUACGCGUUCAUGUGGAUGUCCGCGAUGGACUGCCGCAGCAGGUAUGCCGGCAGUGUGCCACCCAGAUGCGCAAAAUUCAGGAAACGAUAUCCUUCUUCCGGGGAAACGACUUGAAGCUACGGCAGCAGCUGAUCGAUUCCGGCAGGCACGUUCCACUGGUUGAGAUCAAGGAGGAAGAGGUCGAGGUGGAAGUACUGGAAGAAGCCUGCAAGCAAGAACUCGUGGUAGCUGAUAUUGGAAAAAUAUUGGAAAUCAAACAUGAGGUAGAUGUUGAACAAACUGACGAAGAUUACAUCAAUGAAGAAUACUUGGAGCAAGAUGAAAACGAAAUCGGAACAGGGGACGAAGACUACACGCCUUCUAAAGAAGAGAUUGAUAAGCUGGAGGAAUCUUCCGAGUCCAAUGAUGACGAUGAAAGGGAUGAAAACAGCGAUGAUGAUGACGACAGUGAGGACGAUAGCGAGGACAGUGAUGAAGACGAGCUGCUAGUGAGGCGUAAGAAGAGGAAGGCGGCCCGUAAAAAGCGUCAACAGCGAAAUGUUCGGCGAAAAAAGAAUACCACAGAUAGCAAAAAGCUGAAAGGCAAACCGGGCCGUAAGAAGACGAGAUUCCUGGAUCCGGACCGUCCUCGCCAGAAUGAUCACAAAUGUUACGUAUGCAAAGGUUUACCCCUGGAAAAUGCCGACGCUGUGCUAGCACAUCUGUGUGAACAUCGCGACCUUUUGCCGUACACCUGUCCAGAUUGCGUGAAAGAAGUCGUUGUCAUUAACAAUGUAACAACACUGAACAAUCAUUUGCAGAUGCACCGGAAGCCUUACAAAUGUCAACAUUGCGAUAGACACUACAGCAGCUCAAAUGCCAUUAGUCUACACGUGCAGAUGGUUCACCCGGAGGUUUCCGGUAAGAAAGAACCCCACUUCUGUGAGGUCUGUGGAGGCGAAUUCCCCACCAAGCUGGUCCUAUUGAUCCAUCUGCGGACACACACGAAGCAGUUUAGUUGCGAGCAUUGCGGCAAGCAAUUUGUUGAAUCGCACAAACUGCGGCGGCAUAUUGGGCGGGUCCACGAACAAAGUGAGCCGAAACACGAGUGUAAAAUCUGUCACAAAAAGCUGAAAACAUUGGACGCCGUGACGAAUCACAUCAAGACGUUCCACUCGGAUCAGGAAUUCCACUGCAAAUACUGCCAGCGAAGGUACACAUCCAUAAACUCACUGCGCUGGCACGAGAAGCGUCACGAGAAAAACGAAAACUAUCAGUCGCCCGGCCGCUGGACCCAGUUCUACGUCGAUGCACCUCCAGAUGAAGUCCCGACACCGGGGGCACUGAAAAAGUACAAGUGUCUGAUCUGCAACUGUAUCACCACGGCCAUCGGGGGCCAUCUGCGCAAAAAGCACUUCCCGGAGGAAUACCGUUGCAGCAAGUGCGGUGAAGUUUUCAAUGAUCGGCAGCGCCUAAAAGUGCACGUCCUGGAACACGAACAGGGUCCGGCAUUCCGAUGCCCGAUCUGUGGACGAGAGUUUUCGCUCAAGAAAAAUCUAAUUUGUCAUUUGAAGACCAAAAAGCACGCCGACCAUCCGUUGGCCCAGUCGCUGGAAUGGCUCGGGGUCGGCGUCAGAUCGUCUGGCGCAUCCGGCGGAGGAUCAUCGGAUAAGUCUAAGGUCGAACCCGGUGAGAGUUCGAUGGCUCUCGAAACAUCAAUGGACAUCAAGAGUGGGGUAGUGGUCGAUGAUUCCAGCAUCAUCGACGAUACCAGCAUAGCGGAAGAGGCCAAUGUGAGCGUCAGCUAUUUACAACAACAUGAGCAUUUGGCUGUAGAUUAAAGUACCCAUUAUCUGAAAAGCGGAUUUUAUUACACUUAUGUUGUGGUAUGCAUUAUACGUUAAAUGAAGGAAUAAAGAUAAAAUUUAGAAAAAAC
Messenger RNA from Uranotaenia lowii, 2155 nucleotides. Its product is annotated as zinc finger protein 333-like. The coding region runs from base 132 to 2060 and encodes 642 amino acids. Gene Ontology annotation, molecular function: zinc ion binding; RNA polymerase II transcription regulatory region sequence-specific DNA binding; DNA-binding transcription factor activity, RNA polymerase II-specific. The record is from RefSeq and is a predicted model, not a curated record. Gene Ontology annotation, biological process: regulation of transcription by RNA polymerase II. Gene Ontology annotation, cellular component: nucleus. The transcript is spliced from 4 exons. NCBI's taxonomy places the organism in Eukaryota, Metazoa, Arthropoda, Insecta, Diptera, Culicidae.